UAUUGCAUGUAUUUUAGCAAUUAGGCUGACAAAACACGAAUACGUGUUGUAAUUAUACUGGCUAAGGGACGAAAUAAAACUGUUAAAACACACAGACAGAUAGAUUUAUGUUCAGAAAAGGAAGAGACUACGGACGGGAUAUAGAGUAAAAUCAGAAAAGUGCAAUGCAAAUAUUUGAUACUAAAGGAAAAAGCGUAAAAACAUAACAAACAGUUCGACUCUGAAGCGAAGAGAAAUAUUUGUUAGAAAGAGGAUAGACACAAGGGCGACAAAAACAAUACACAGAACAUUUUUGUAUAUACAGUUGACAGGAAGGCUAUUAUCCAACAUUUGAAAGAAAAGGAAAAAAUGAAUAGGUCUACAAGUUUAGCGUCAAUAGAUAGUUUUACAUCAGCGAUUGACCUGCUACCAAUUGACAGCAGCCUAGAUGCUAUUUUAGAUGAGAAACAGGAUUUUAUGAGUAAACCAGAAUCUGAUGGAAAGAAGAGUAAUGUACUCAAAGACCACAAAUGUUGUUUGUUAGUUGCUACUAUCGUAUUCAUAGUAUUUCUGUGCAUCUUCAUCAUCAUAUAUUCCAAUCGUUCUGAGCCAACUCGAGAAUAUUCUUCUGUUUCUGGAAACUGUGCUAACUGUUUGAAAGAAAAUAAAACCAACGAAAAAGAUUUUCCUAGCAAAGAAGUAAAAAAUACUGAACUUCAAGUUACGCUUUGGGGCCCAAUGAUGACAUUUAUUAUACAAACCCAUGGACCGCUAUCUCUCGGAGUCAGUGAAUAUGAUAAAAAAGCAAGACUGAUGAUAUGUAGAAAGAACAGAACGUGGUAUGAACUCUUUUGUGACUCCCGAACGAAACAUAAUUGCCCGUAUGUUCCUGUAACUAAAUCAGUAACCAUCAGAAAUGAAACUGAAACAAAAGACGAACAGAUCAAAGUUGAUAUUGAAACAAAAUGUAUAGAUCAAAAAAUUGGUAUCAAAUGGGAUAUGUAGCUUGUAUUGUAUAUGUUUUAUAUUUCAAAACACGUUAUACGUUUUCGUCAUCUCUCUGAUUUGACUGUUGAAAUGUUACUUUGGAAUAGUUUUUUAAUGAUUUAUGAAUAGAUGAAGAUGUUAACAUUGUUGGAAAAUCUGUUUCACUCAGUAUCGAACUAGUUGUUGGAUCCCAAUUUGUAGAUCACUCCAAACUGGUCUGUCUUUUCCUGGACUUAUUACUUUAGCAUAUACUCAUGUUUGAUCUACAUGCUCUUUUUGGACGAAUAACACCAACUAAGAGGGGAGAAAUAUAUUAAAAAGAUACAUGCGUCUAAAUAGUUAUAUAAAGAUAUUUUCAUAAAAUGUUUUCGGCGGUCGGAUAGUUUUUGAAUUUAUUUUGGAGUAACAUCCUAUCUGAUAUUACUGCUCAGUUUAUAGCUGUAGCUGGUGUUAUAUAUGUAAUUUCCAGAUGAUACCAAUUUCACAGCUAGUAUCCAGUGCCUUCGUCGGCACAGUAUGAAAAUUCUAAGUUAUUAUUAAAUUUUUUAAUUUAGAAUUCUAUUAUUUUUAAUAUAACUAGAUAUCAAAUGUUUGCUGAAAUGUUUAGUCCCUGAUCCUGAAAUGUUUUAUUUCACCAAUAUGUUUUGUAUCGAGCGUACAUCUCGGAGGUAAUUUGAGAAAUUGUUAUGCGCAUGAAAUUCAAUAUUGUACUUAUUUAUUUUCUUUGAGAUGUUGUUCUUAGUAAAUUUGCUGAUUGUGUGACCGUUUACAAAUAAAAGUAAU
Messenger RNA from Mytilus trossulus (common blue mussel), 1749 nucleotides. RefSeq lists its product as uncharacterized. The record is from RefSeq and is a predicted model, not a curated record. Bases 349 to 984 code for a protein of 211 amino acids. The transcript has 3 exons. Lineage: Eukaryota; Metazoa; Mollusca; Bivalvia; Mytilida; Mytilidae.